This is a messenger RNA of Lycium ferocissimum, 614 nucleotides long. RefSeq lists its product as uncharacterized. Gene Ontology annotation, molecular function: acyltransferase activity, transferring groups other than amino-acyl groups. The transcript has 2 exons. Lineage: Eukaryota; Viridiplantae; Streptophyta; Magnoliopsida; Solanales; Solanaceae. The record is from RefSeq and is a predicted model, not a curated record. The coding region runs from base 30 to 542 and encodes 170 amino acids.
CUAUCAGAUCAUAUAAUUAGCAGAUAGGUAUGGAUUCAUCAAGAAUCACUCUCCGUCCAUAUAGAUCAACGGACGUUGAUGAUCUACUCUCAUGGGCAUCCGAUGAUCGCGUAACUCGCUCCAUCCAUUUCACUACUUUGACUUCCAAAGAAGAUGCGUUGACCUUCAUCGACAAGUCCUCCAUCCCCUGGCGUCGAUCUAUAUGCAUCGAUGACCGUUCGAUUGGGAUCAUGGUGGCACGGCCUGGAUCAGGCGAUGACAGGUGUCGAGCGGAGAUAGGAUAUGCUUUAGCUGCUGAGUACUGGGGACAAGGGAUUACACCCAUGGCUGUGAAGUUGGCAAUUCCUCUAAUUUUUAAGGAGUUUCCUGAAAUAGUAAGGUUGCAAGCAUUAUCUGAUGCUGAGAAUAAGGCAUCACAUAGGGUGUUGGAAAAGGCUGGGUUUAUUAAGGAGGGUAUGUUUAGAAAGUAUUUUUACUUUAAAGGUGAAAUUAAGGAUGUUGUACUUUAUAGUUUUCUUUCCACUGACUCUAUACCUACAUAAAAUUUGAAGAUCUGUGCUUUCAACAUUAGCUUCUUGAGCCUUAUUAAUUCAUAUACAAGUAUGUUGUACUUU